AUUAAUGUCUUUAUUUAUUGAAAAGGUUAAGUUUCCAUUAUAUUAUUUAUUUAACUAUUUCCCUUAUCUCUCUCUCAUUCACCCACCGCGUGACACUGACACCACACUCCCAAACUUCCUCUCUCUCUUACUACACUUCCUCUCCCUCCCUCUUCUCUGAUGCCAGAGCAAGAUAAAGCCCCUCUUCUUCUCAUCUUUUUUUCCUAGCCAUCAACAUUCAGCCAUCGAAUUGAUAGCGAUCAAUUUCAUUCAAAUACUUCAAAUCCAAAAUCCAAGCUUCCAACUUCCAUACAGUUGCCCACCCCCUUCACCUUCUUCCUCUCAUCUGCUCAUUACGGAAUUAUCUGUGUUCCUGAUUUUGACACCGACCACGCCCUGAAGAAAUUGCUCCAUAUUAGCGGGCGAUCAUCAUCCACAAGAGCGGCACUGUCCAAUGGUGGGAAAAAUGGUGGGUUUUACUUUUACCUCACUAGGGAUCUUAAUCCUCUUCACCGUAGCUCCGAUGAUGAUUACCGGCGGAAACAUUUUGGCCGGAGCGGCUGCCACCGGCGAACAGAGGGAGAGGGACAGGGUGGGGUCCUUGCCGGGUCAGCCAACCGGCCAUAACGUGGAGCAUUUCGCGGGCUAUGUUUCUCUUGGUCGCGGGCUGCCAUCAGAGAGGCAUAUUUUUUACUACUACGUCGAGGCACCGGCCGCAGCAGCUCAGGCUCCGUUGCUUCUCUGGUUUAGUGUGGCGGGGAUGCUUUGCUCUUCCCUCGGCCAAGGAGGGAUGCUUGAGGUGGGACCACUACGAGUUCAGCGAGAUAUGACGCUUCAAUGGAAUCAGUUUUCAUGGCACAAACAGGCGAACUUGUUGUUUGUGGACUUGCCGGCGGGAGUGGGAUUCUCAUACUACUCCGACAACGAGUAUACCGGCGGCACCAAUACAACUAAGGUCGUGGCCGACGAAGACAUGGUUGAAGAUGCAUUAAGCUUCCUGUCCCGGUGGUUGAGGCGGUUUCCGGAAAACCGAGCAAGGGAUUUGUACGUGGCUGGCGAGAGAUAUGGGGCUCGCUACGCUGUUCAUCUCGCUCUUUAUUCUCCUCCCAACAUCCGCAUCAAAGGACUACUGCUGGGGAAUCCACUAAUGGACUUGGAAUCGGCGUACAGGGGAUUUAUCGACUACCUCACCGCCUUAGGAAUGUUGAGUGAGGCCGGCCGCCACAACAUCCUCGUCUCCUGCGACCCACACUACAAAGGCUCGGUGCAGCCUUCUCCUUCCAACUGCGGGAUGGCCUUAAAAAAGGAGGCUCGACGCCUGGGUCGACUAGACGUUACAGCCCUUCACGAGCCACUUUGUGCAUCUACCAACCAUCCCACCUCCGGAGACUAUGUGGCGCGAUACAUGAACAUCCCCGCUGUCCAGGAGGCUCUCCAUGCCAACCUCACCGGCCGGGUUCCUGGCCCGUGGCUUCUCUGCAAUGACCGAAUUAGGACGCCUGUGGAGGAAAGUUGGUCGAUGAUUGCGGCGAUGAAGGAGGUGGUGGGCAGGGGAGGGAUGAAGGUGAUGGUUUUUAACGGCGAUGCGGGCGCCGAGCAGCCCGUGACUUCCACCAACUAUGCAGUGCGCAAGGUGUUCAAUGGGACGGCUCCGACGUCUUUCGGGCCCUGGUACGACUCCUCCGGUGUAGUUGGGGGCUACCUUUCCGUUUACGGCGCCGGAGAGAACGUGUUGUUGACCUUUGCUACUGUCCGCGGGGCCGGUGGCUAUGUCGCCAGCAAUCAGCCAUUGAGAGCCAAGGACCUCUUUGCGAGCUUCCUCAACGAAGGGAUAAAUUAGCCUACCGUAAUUACUAUUCGCUUAUGGAUGAGUUGACCUUACCUUGAGAGCUGAACUAUAAGCUAGCUUAGCUUGUAAUGCUAAUUACUGUUCUUAUUGAUUAGUUGUGUAACUGAUUGUGUAAUUCAAUGUUGUGUAUUAGCUGUGGAACUUAAAACUUGUUUGUUGCUUACCAACGUUAAGUAGUAGUUCAGUGUUAUGUUUGUUGUUAGAACAUAAAUGACACUCCACCGCGGCUUUUGCUUCCCUCUCGUCUCAUCAUUUCCUGCAAUCAGAAAAUCCCAUGUGGCAUAAGACGACUUCUUCCUCGAAUUCGGUAGACAUAAAGCUUGAGAAGAGAACUCAGGCAACCUUUUCCAAGCAAUGAAUUAAUCCACUAAAA
This is a messenger RNA of Linum trigynum, 2201 nucleotides long. NCBI's taxonomy places the organism in Eukaryota, Viridiplantae, Streptophyta, Magnoliopsida, Malpighiales, Linaceae. The record is from the annotation of a GenBank genome assembly.